UACAUAUAAAGGCGUGCGCGAACACAUACAUGCGUGCGCACGUUUACAAAAUUAUCAAUUACCAACAACUUACAAUCGGCGAAUGAGAAGAAUCUUGUCUCAAUAACCAUGACAACGAACAAGAUAAACAUCACCAGCAUCAUCAUCAUUAUUAUCCUAAUCAUCAUCACCUACCGCUAAAGCAACAUAACGACAAGCACGAAAAUUAUUGCUCUUAUUAUCCUGGUCAUCAUCAUCAUCAUCCUCAACUGCAAGCACCAUGCAAUCAUCACCACUUUCACAAACUUCAACAUCAACCAGCUCUACCAAUAUUAUUAGAACUACAAAACCAUCCCUACCUACAAUAACAGUUUCCGGCAAAAAACAUAUUAACUAAAAACCGCAUCUCCUAUACGACUGCUAGCAACACAAACACAGCUAUCAUUUAGCAGAAACAUUAGAAAGCAUUUACAGUAACGAUCACUUUAUCAAAAAUCAAGAGUCAUAUCUACAACGGCAGUAACAGUAAUCACAAACACAACACCCCCCAACAAUCCACCACUACCAACGACAACAAUAACAGAUACAACUGUUGACAGCACUAACAGUAUUACAAGCAGGGAUACGAUGUGCCGGUGUAGAUGUCGACAGCGUUGUCAGUCUUAUAAGAAGGCAGCAUGUGCAAACCCCAUGUCACGCAAUUCCAUAAUUUCUCUCUUUAUCAGCCUGUUGCUUCCUACUGGAAUAUGUGCCAACUGGAUGUUUCUUGGAGUAUCCUCAGUGAGUACCCUGCAUGGAGACACUUGCAAUGAAGUACCUGGAUUAGUGUGGAGGCAAAUAGAAGUAUGUCGUAACAAUCCUCAGACACUCUAUUGCAUCAGUGAAGGCGCCAGGAAAGGAAUUAUGGAGUGCAAAGCACAGUUUCGUUAUGAACGUUGGAACUGUACAACCCAACGGAAUCUGUCGGUGUUUGGACAAACUCUAACGAAAGGAAGCAAAGAAACAGCUUUCAUUUAUGCUAUUUUGAGCGCUGGCGUUGUACACGCCGUGACCCAGUCCUGUAGUGCAGGCAAUUUAACUGACUGUAGUUGUGACAUGAACCGAUAUGGCGAAAAGGAUGGUGAGGGCUGGGAAUGGGGAGGAUGCAGCGACAAUAUUCAUUAUGGCACCUGGUUCUGUAAGAUGUUUGUGGAUGCGCCCGAUGCAAAUUCCAAGCGUGACACACGUAACCUCAUGAAUAUUCACAAUAAUGAAGUCGGCAGAAGGGUUGUUGCAAAGGAAAUGAAAAUGCAAUGUCGCUGUCAUGGAGUGUCAGGAUCAUGCGCGGUGAAGACUUGUUGGCGAAGUCUUCCAAUGUUCCACGAAAUCGGAGCACGUCUCAAGAAAUUAUAUGAAACUGCCGUGAUCGUUGUGUCCCGUUCACGGAAAAAAUUACGACGUCGUGACAAAACUAAGCGCCACUUGCCUAUUCCCAAAGACAAACUUGUGCAUAUGCACCGUUCUAGAAAUUACUGUCGAACCGAUCCGAGCCGUGGUAUAACAGGCACAAGAGGACGCCUAUGCAACAAGACACUCGACGGUCCCGGAAGUUGCAGUCUUCUUUGUUGUGGUCGUGGUUACAAUACGCAAGUAGUACGACACGUCAAUCGAUGUCACUGUAAAUUCCAUUGGUGUUGCUUUGUCACGUGCGAAUCAUGUGAAAGUAUGGUAGAUGUGCAUACGUGCAAGUAAUAAGGCACAAUGUAUGGAAGACAACAACAGAUUAAGAAAUUAUAAUGACAAUUGUUAUCACAAUUAUAACGCUUUUGUUUACAUCCACAAAAGUUCAGACAUUUCUUGGAGAGAGCUAUUAUAGAUACAGUCAAUUCUAGUAUAUAACUGUUACAUGUUUUAAUUUAAAGACAUAUUUCUUAGA
This is a messenger RNA of Octopus sinensis (East Asian common octopus), 1894 nucleotides long. RefSeq names its product protein Wnt-16-like. NCBI's taxonomy places the organism in Eukaryota, Metazoa, Mollusca, Cephalopoda, Octopoda, Octopodidae. The record is from RefSeq and is a predicted model, not a curated record. Gene Ontology annotation, molecular function: frizzled binding; cytokine activity. Gene Ontology annotation, biological process: cell fate commitment; multicellular organism development; canonical Wnt signaling pathway. The transcript has 4 exons. Gene Ontology annotation, cellular component: extracellular region. The coding region runs from base 607 to 1710 and encodes 367 amino acids.